Molecule: messenger RNA, 924 nt
Organism: Caenorhabditis sp. 36 PRJEB53466
Lineage: Eukaryota; Metazoa; Nematoda; Chromadorea; Rhabditida; Rhabditidae
Source: the annotation of a GenBank genome assembly
AUGCUGAGGCUGUCUUCUUUUGUUUUCCUCUCCGCCUGUGUUUUGUAUGGAUUCGCACAGGAGAACGGCAUUGAUUUUGACAAUCCGGGAGUGAGUUCUAGAAAAAGUGUCGAUAAAAAUAAUUGCGUUAUUGUAGAACUGUGGAACAGAGGCGACGAACUGGAAGCCGUGUAUCGAGCGUAAAGUCGCAGAUCAAGUGUUCGGAAGUUGCUGCUCACGAUUUGUGCCGCCAGAGUGCCGUGGGCUCUGCAUCUAUGAGACCAAUCCGAUUGAAGCCAGAGUUGUGGUAAGUCAACUUUCAAAAAAGAAACCGAGAGUGUUAUAUCACGUAAAAUGGGCUGUCCUAUUAUUAAAUUUGUAGCAUUUGAAUAAAAUUUCUAACUACCACUGCUUGUAUGCUUUCGGCUAAAAAAAACAGUCUUAUUGAGCUGAAAAUGACAGCAAAGCACACUUUUGGGGGAAUGGGCGGUGUCAAGGUUGAACGAAAGGUUUCAAUGAGAAAUUGAGAAAGCACCGUUUGACUUAAUAAAGAAUCAACGUAAAAGCACAUGUUUAUUCAAAACCUUUACUAAUCUGAACCCAAAUUCCAGUUGAUGCACAGCAUCCAGCCAUCCCGAUGCCGUCUCUACAAGUAUCUCCCAGCAAUUGUCCACUGUGCCGCUCAAACCCAUGACAACACUGAAUGCUGCAAAGCCACCGGUGUUGAGGAGCUCGGAGAGCAAUGCAUUCAGAUGUGCACGCCGCAGGUAAACACAAAAUGUUUUGUCCAAAUUCGAAAUGAAUUUUCAGAGCAACCCACGACGAUUCUGGGGAGUCAAGUCUCUGCGCAAGGACAUGGUUAUCUGUCUCGCUCGUUGGGACCAGAUCAUGCAGUGUCAUCAAGCCGGACUCAGGGCGCGAAAAGUUCCACGUGUGACCGCAUAA